UCCAAUGGCCGUCCCCAAGUACCCUCUGAGCCCAGUACUCUGGGAACAGCAGGACAGCUUCCUUGAGGUAAAGGUGAAAGAGGAGGAAGAAGCCGGCACCUCCCAGAGCCACGACUCCAGCCCCAGCCCUACUGCCCACCCUGAGGCUGCGCGCCUACGCUUCCGGCACUUCCGCUAUGAGGAGGCAUCCAGCCCCCAUCAGGCUCUGGCACAACUGCGAGAGCUAUGUUGCCAGUGGCUGAGGCCAGAGUCAUCCUCCAAAGAACAGAUGCUGGAAUUGCUGGUGCUCGAGCAGUUCCUGGGUGCUCUGCCCCCUGAGAUCCAGGCCUGGGUGGGGGCUCAGUGCCCAAAGAAUGGAAAGGAGGCAGCCGUUCUGGUGGAAGAUCUGACUCAACUGCUGGACAGGAGAGGGUGGGAGCCAGGAGUGCGACCCGACGAGGCAAGUUGCAAACAGAGCAGUCCAGAUGAGUCCCGGCCACCAGACAUGGACACUGAAACCCUCAUGGAACAUGUUUCCCCCAAAUCUACCCUUGCCCGCACUUGUAAACCCGAGAGCAGCUCAGAGAGCCAGCCAGAGCUCCUAGGAGCACUGUGGAUGACGUGUGCUGCCCAAGAGAUGGAUUUCAGGAAAGCUCUGGGGCCUCACACGGAUGCCCCCCAAAAUCAGCCUGACCGUGAGUCUGAUGCCUCAGGAGACAGUUCCAACAUGUGGCCCAACUUCCCUUCCGAAGACAAGGUUUCUUCAGAGGAGAAAUUUGGCCCGUUGUUUGAUAAUGGGACAGUGCCUCCAGAUACAUACCCAGAGAGGAAGCCCUCUAAGGACGGUGAAUGUAUGAGAACAUUCCAGAACACUUCCGCCCUUGAGGCCCACCCAAAGAGCCACUCUCAGAAGAUGCCCUAUGCCUGUAUUGAGUGUGGGAAGGCGUUUAGCCGGAGCACCCACCUUGCCCAACACCAGGUUGUCCACACAGGAGCAAAGCCCCAUGCAUGUAGAGAGUGUGGCAAAGCCUUCAGACGAGUCACCCACCUGACGCAGCACCAGAGGAUUCACACCGGGGAGAAGCCCUAUAAGUGUGAGGAAUGUGGCAAAACCUUCAGCCGCAGCACCCACCUCACCCAACACCAGCGGGUACACACAGGAGAACGGCCCUAUGAGUGUGAUACGUGCGGCAAAGCCUUCAGCCAGAGCACACACCUGACGCAGCACCAGCGCAUCCACACGGGGGAGAAGCCCUACAGGUGUGAUGUGUGCGGAAGAGCCUUCAGCGACUGCUCAGCUCUGGUCCGGCACCUGAGGAUCCACUCUGGAGAGAAGCCCUAUCGAUGUAAGGACUGCCCAAAGGCCUUUGCACAGAGCUCCUCCCUCAUUGAACACCAGCGUACACACACCGGAGAGAAGCCUUACAAGUGCACUGACUGUGGCAAAGCUUUUAGCCGCAGCUCGGCUCUCAUGGUGCACCUGAAGAUCCAUGUCACUAUGCUUCGGUGACUCGAAGAAACCCUGAGUUCGCCAGGAGCCAGGAACACCAUGGGUUGGUAACCGUGUUAGCCGGUGUCUAAGGACCGACUGGGGCCAUCUGGGAACA
Acomys russatus (golden spiny mouse) is the source of this 1586-nucleotide messenger RNA. It is a transcript of the gene Zscan22, whose product is annotated as zinc finger and SCAN domain containing 22. The transcript is spliced from 2 exons. Gene Ontology annotation, biological process: regulation of transcription by RNA polymerase II. Lineage: Eukaryota; Metazoa; Chordata; Mammalia; Rodentia; Muridae. The record is from RefSeq and is a predicted model, not a curated record. Bases 5 to 1489 code for a protein of 494 amino acids. Gene Ontology annotation, molecular function: RNA polymerase II cis-regulatory region sequence-specific DNA binding; DNA-binding transcription factor activity, RNA polymerase II-specific.